Ilex paraguariensis (yerba mate) is the source of this 1206-nucleotide messenger RNA. NCBI's taxonomy places the organism in Eukaryota, Viridiplantae, Streptophyta, Magnoliopsida, Aquifoliales, Aquifoliaceae. The record is from the annotation of a GenBank genome assembly.
AUGAAAUCUGGCCAUGAAACUCAUCAUAUUCCCCCAAAACCGCUUGACAUUACCAAAAAUUUUGCCUCCUUGUUCAAGAAAACUUCAUCGGUGGAAAACUUUCUGACAAUUCUUACGGCUUCAGAGAUCAAUUCCUUUACACUUGUUGACUCUUUGGGAUGUAAUAACACCGUUUCUAUGCCUCUGAUUUCUCGUCUGAAUCGAAACACACCGACUGUUCAGUUUGCCUCUGUUCUUCCUUCGGUUGUGUCAACUUCAGCAAAUAAUCAAUGUUCGUCUUCUAGAUUAGAAAUGCAGAUUCCUGUUGAUGCUUCAAAUGUUCGAAACACUCAGGGAAUUAAUCUACAUUCCCAAUCUUCCUUGAUUUCCCCGUCUAUUUUGCUUUCUCAAAAUCCUUCGAUGGAUCGAAUUUUGCCAAAAUCUCAGAUCUCGAUUUCUGAAAAAGAAACUCAGGUUAUUGAAAAUGGUGUAUCUUCUGUUGUUAUGGUGAGUAUUAAUGAUUCUGCAAAUCCAAAUGAUACAACUGUUGCUUUUGACUUGGGAAAUGCAAGGGAGAUUGGAAUGGAGGAUAUGAAAAAUGGUAGAGAUAUGCCUUUAUUGGGACAGACAAUCUUUUCUGAUAAGAUUACUGAUAUUGGAGCAUUUGCUGCUGAUGAGUUGAUUACUGAACUAGUUCCACAGGAUAUGAACAAUGUUUGUGAUAUUGUUAAUGCUGUAGUAAGGGAUAUUGGAUUUCACAAAGGGGAUUCUGUGAGAGUUGAUGUUGGGACUCUUGAUAAUUCCCCAAUGGCUUUUGAUUGUGGAAAUCAAGAUGGUGAUGGCACUGAUAUUGUUGAUAUCAGAUUGGAGGAUCCUAUUCUGCCAGAUCAUGAAGAUUCCCUGAUUUUGGUGGAGUCUGAUUCUCAAACUUUAGUUCAAAUGGUGAAAGGCCUAGCUGCUAUUCCAUGGAAAUUGCAAGAUUUGUUAAAGAGGAUUAAGCAGUUGUUUGGAAUGAUGAAUUUGCAGAUUUCACACAUUUACAGAGAAGCUAAUGGAUUGGCUGAUUUUUUAGCUUCUUUUGCUGUUUAUUCAAAAAAAUGUACUGAAUUCUCUGGCAGUAAUGUAUUGCCAGUGGCUGGAAGGCUAAUUCAGCAGCAAGACCAGACUGGUUUACCUAAUGUCAAAUUGAAAAGACUACUUUGCAGUCAAAAACAGGGAAUUGGUUGA